Molecule: messenger RNA, 1632 nt
Organism: Exserohilum turcica Et28A
Lineage: Eukaryota; Fungi; Ascomycota; Dothideomycetes; Pleosporales; Pleosporaceae
Exons: 5
Coding region: 47-1336 (429 amino acids)
Biological process (GO): L-tyrosine biosynthetic process
Molecular function (GO): NADP binding; prephenate dehydrogenase (NADP+) activity; NAD+ binding
Source: RefSeq, a predicted model, not a curated record
UUGACCACGACACACAGGCACAGCAGCGUGCGACUCAUCUGCAAUCAUGGAAGCCGGCAAGAGUGUCGGCCUCAUUGGCAUGGGCGACAUGGGCAAGAUGUAUGCCCGCUGCCUCAGCACCGCUGGCUGGAAGGUCCACGCUUGCGACCUCCCGGAUAAGUUUGAUACGUUGGUAGAAGAGUUCAAGGACUUUCCCAAGGUUGAAAUCAUGCAAAACGGCCAUUUCGUGUCUCGAUGCAGCGACUUUAUCCUGUACAAUGUUGAGGCGAGAAACAUUGACGCCGUCGUGAAAGCUUUCGGUCCUUCCACCAAGGUCGGCGCCAUAGUCGGAGGACAGACGUCGUGUAAAGCGCCCGAGAUGGAUGCUUUCAACAGCCAUCUUCCCAAAGAUGUCAGCAUUGUCUCUGUGCACUCUCUCCAUGGGCCGGGCAUCGACCCAAAGGGACAGCCGCUGGUGUUGAUCAAGUACCGCGCGUCGGAUGAGGAUUUUGCCUUUGUGGAGAAGGUCAUGUCCUGCCUCGGGUCCAAGCACGUCUAUCUCUCUGCUGAGCAGCACGAUCGUAUCACAGCAGACACGCAGGCUGUGACGCAUGCCGCCUUUCUGAGCAUGGGCGGCGCAUGGUUCGCCAACAACCAGUACCCAUGGGACAGCUCCCGCUAUGUGGGCGGUAUCGAGAAUGUCAAGAUGAACAUUACCCUCCGCAUCUACUCCAACAAGUGGCACGUCUACGCUGGUCUUGCCAUUCUCAAUCCCGAUGCCCGCAGGCAAAUCAAGCAGUAUGCCGAGUCGGUCACGGAGCUGUUCAAACUCAUGCUCGCCGGGCAGCGCGACGAGCUGCGUGAGCGUGUGUACACGGCGCGCAAGGCCGUGUUUGGCGAGAAUCCAGGCGACAAGAAGCUACUGCUGCGCGACGACCUGCUGGACCGCUUCGCGCUGGGCACGAUUCCAGAGAAGAAGCUGAAGAACAACCAUCUCAGUCUGCUGGCCAUGGUCGACUGCUGGUGGAAGCUGGGCAUUGUGCCUUAUGAUCACAUGAUCUGUUCUACUCCUCCCUCGCGCAUGUGGCUCGGCAUCACAGAAUACCUCUUCUGCAACCCGACGCUCCUCGAGGAAGCCAUCGACACGGCCAUCAACGACAACACGUUCCGCGCCGACGAUCUCGAGUUUACGUUUGCAGCCCGCGACUGGAGCUCGCGCGUCAGCCUCGGCAACUUUGACGGCUACAGAGACAAGUUUGAGCAGAUCCAGAAGUACUUUGAGCCGAGGUUCCCCGAGGCCACCAAGCUGGGGAAUGAGAUGAUCAAGGUCAUUCUGCAGAGGACGCAGGAUGCUUGAUGACGGUGUGUGUGAGAGGGUGUGAUUGAUUGAUUGAAUGAUGGAACCAAAGUGAUGUAUUACGGGGGGGUUUUUUUUCUACGAUUUGGUCUUGAGUCAUGUAUUUUGUUUUGUUGUGUUUUUCUCUUCUUACAGGAUUGGGUCUUGAUAUUAGUUGAUUCGGUGUUGUGGGCGUGAGAUGACAGCCUCGUAAUACCAUGUAUCAAGACCAGGCCCGAUUUUCCUUGAUCAUGAUUAUUAUAACUAUUCUGGCUAACGUAUGUGGCAAGCGAGCGCCGCAGGUAAGCGAGCGCCGC